AUUUGUUCCGGAAGUGAUGUCAAUUUAACAACAAGCUUUUUGUUUAUAUUAUUUUCUUUGAAAGAAAGGUGUUAAAACACUCUUUGAGGUACCGUACUUGAGCCUGUCUUUACUCUCUGUGUGUAUGUAUGUUUUCAAGUGUAUGUAUUGGUACUAACAAUGUUAUAGCUUUGUUUGUGAGAUUAAUUAAUGUUAUAGAAAUGUGAUCAAAGUCAAAGAUACGUGGUCAGGACUCUGCUGGAGGAUAACUGCACUGAACUGCACUUCAAUAAUAUAGACUUGAAUAACUGGAUGCUAAAAUUUUUAAAACGUUUUGAGGCUCGCUGUUUAUUACUAAUAUUUAGUUUAGGUACUUAUUAUGACUUAGUUUUAUUAAUUAUUUAUAUUAUUCGGAGCCUAAUAAUAAUUUUACCUGGUUCUAUCAUGUAAUUCUUAUUAUUAAAAUUAAAUUAAAAAUAGGUGAGAGUGUGAGUGAGAUAAUUUUAAUUAAUAUUCACGGUUUCACGCAUCGACAUGGUCUCUACUUUAACUGAGGACUGAACUGAAACCGAUGAAGGUACCCCCACACCAAAUCAAGGUUGACAAUCUGUAGCAUGUCUGAGUUUUUGUCUUAUAGGCCUAAUUUAUAAUACAACUGAAUUACUACUAUAAAUUAUUAAUCAUUUUGAUUACAAAAUAAAUGGCCAUAUUUUUACUUCUCUCUCUUUUUAUUAUUUGAUUAUUAAAUUUUUUUUAUUAAAGCCAGAGACUAAUUACAAAUUCACUAAAUAAAUAAAAGACUUGUGGUAUACAAUCGAGCUUACACACACAUAUACUCACUAGAAUCUCCACAUCUCAUCCAUAUAACCUGCAGGGAAUAUACCAUUAAUCAUAUUAUUAUAAAUAAUAUAAUACCUAUAUCAUUAAUCAUAUUAUUAUAAAUAAUGUAAUACCAUAUUAUAUUUAUUGAAAACUAAAUACGUUUGAAAAAAUUUCCAGAAACUGCCAUGGGGUCUGAUCAAAGCUCAUUACCUGCAGGAGCACCAGGCAGUAAUUUGCGGUCUCAAAGAGAUGAGGAAAUUCCUUAUACUCAAUACUCGAUCAGUAAACCAAUAGAUUCACGUAAGUGUUAUAAGGUCAUAAGUUUGGAUAUGUAUUUUAUUUAAGUCUGCAUAUCAUGUUGUUGGUAAAUGUUAGUUCAGCACACCACUCAUAUCCCAAAGCCUCCAUCUUGGUUGCCAUGACAGCAGGUGUGUAAAAAAAUAAAUUAAAAUAAAACGUAGUGCAAACACAGGUCUGCUAAAGUGGGGAGAGGAAAGAGAGAGAAUGUGCUGUUUUACAUACUUGCAGAGAGAAACGAAAAUAGGAAUGAAGCAUUAAAGUUUAAUGAAAUAAUUUUUUGAGAAAUACCUUCAAUCAUAAACUCUGCUACUCUACCAAACCCAAGUAUUAAGUCAAUAAGAUAAGAUAAUAUUCUUUUAUUGAUCCAAACAAAUGGAAAUGUUUUAUUGCUUACUCAAGCGUAAAUUCCACCAUAAAUUUUGCCCCCCCUUAUGUAGCAACUUUAUUGUAUCCCUCUAGACGUGCUGCAAGAAGUGUCAAGUUACAUACGUUAGUGCGAAAAGUUUAAAAAUGAAGUAAAACAAUACAAAAUUAUUUUUAAAUUAUAAAAACCCAACUUACAGUUUCAUAGAAUACACAUUUACACACUUUUUAUUGCAGAUUGCACCAGUAAUAAAAUUCAAAAGUUAGAAAAAUCAAUACCCAUUCAAAGAUGUUGAAAAAAUUGAGCCUUGGUUUAAAUCUCAUUUUAAAUAUUAUAAUAAACCAUCGAAUGAAAUAUUACAUCGGCGUAUUAAUAUUAAAAAAAGAAAAGUUAACUCUUGUAACAAUUUAAGAGUAAACAAUGGGGAAAGAAUUCUAGAAAGAAACUCAAAGUUGUGGGCCGAAUUAACAUAAGCCCCUACUGUUAUAUAAUUUUCUAGGCUUGUAAAAGUAAACUGUUUGAUCAAAAUAAAUUCUAAAUACAGGCUUUCUUGUAUCAUCAAAAUUUUAUAUUGUGUUUGCUUUUUAAACCAGAUUCGCCCAGACAAUCCCCUCGACCCCACAAGACACACAAGCCUGUUGUUAAACAAGAAAAAGAUGGCACCCCUAAGCAUGAAAUUGUUGUAGUCGCAGAUGGGCUCAUACCAAUCAAAGACCCUGACCCUGAGCUGACCAAAUUAAACACAAUUCCAGUAUUUUUCCCAAUUUUGAGAGGCUCCCUAAAUAUUCCGGUGGGCAGUAAAGAGGUUGAUGUUCUGGACAAAUUAGACCACAAACAGGUUAGUCUGCUUAAAAGAAUAAAACUAGUUUUAAAAACAAUGACUGAGUCAUAGAUUUAUUUGUAAUUUCUACUGUAAAGUAAUUAAAGCUGUGUUCCACUAAAUUUGGAAAUUUAUAUAAUUACAAAAAUUCAGCAAGGCCUAACUAAGCCUGUGACCAUUUAAUAAAAUUUAUAUCAAAUUCAGAAAAUAUUUUAAUAAUAUUGUAAAAUUUCAUAAAAAUAUCAUGUUUUUGGAUCAAGUCAAUAGUUAUAUCACUGAAUAUCAGUUAUUAUGUAGAAAAAAAAUUAUUAUUUGAAAUGAAAUUUUGCCAAAAUUUGGAUUUUAAAUUGACUAAAAACACUAUGCAUCUGCUAUAAAUCUGGAAAUUUCUGUUUAUUUCUUUUAAUUAAAAUUUUACUCUAAUAAAGUAUUCUAUAGCUUUAUGGAGUUGAAUCCUAUUGUAUUUUCAGUUAUUACUUCUGUGCUUGCGAUACCAGGACCAUCUACGUCAGCUUGCUGAAGCUGUAGCUUUUGAUCAGAAUGCACUUUGUAUAAGAAUUAAAGAGGUGAUCUUACAUACUCUUCUCAUUUUUUAAUUCCAUUUUUUACCCCUUUUAAUCAAAGCAAUUUUGGGAUGCUAUCAAUCCUAUUUACUUUUUUGAAUUCAUGGCAAUAUUUUUGUGCCGAACAUUGCCUAAAACCUGCUGCUCUUUACACUUUACGUGUCUGGCACAAAUUGGUUAGUAGGUGAAUUGUUUCAUAAUCUAGGUAUUAAUACCUUAAAUCACCUGAUUUCAGGUUCAUCACUGUUAACAUUCAAAAUAAAAAAAAAACAAAUUAUAUUUAAUUGUUUAUAGGCAAACUUUUAUUAAUACCUGUCCAUAUUGUUUAUUUUCUUAAACUAAGAAUUAGCUAAAAAAAAAAGACACCAAGUAUUUAUCAUUAUUGAACACUAAAUUUUAAUAUUUUUUCUUGUUUUUUCCAGAUGGACCACACAAUUCAUGUCCUGAUGAACACACUGGUAGAGAGACAGAAAAGGUACAGUAAAUAUGUUGAACAGUUUGGAAGGGUUUCAGAAACAUUGACAACCUUGAAAAAAAUUCAAAAGUCUAUGGAAGAUAUCGUACCAAAAAUGGAUAUUCUCAACAGGUUGCUGCCCACGUCAGAGCAGUUGGAGCCAUUUUCAUCAAAAACAGAAAGAACCAUACAAAAAUCAUAAACUAUUGACAUUAAUUGUGAUUUUAAUUAUUUUUAUUUAUUUGACAUUUCUUGAAUGUGAUAUCCCUUUAUUCUAUUGUAUAUUAGUUUAACUAGUCCUUCAUUUAAUGAAAAUAUUUGUAUGAAAAAUAAAUUGAUAAUAAUUAGAGUUAGAAUUUGUUUGCCAAAAUUGACAGUGUAGAAAAAUAUAUAAUAAACAAGAUAUAGAUGUGUAGAUUUAAGCCCAAAGCACUAAUGCAAUUGUUGCUGUGGUUAUCAAAAAAAUAAAAUUGUCAUGUUCAUCAUCUGGCCCAAACGUGUUGUCCAUGGUGGUGAUUAGAUGAUAAUUAAAUGAAAACUGCAUGCAAGCUGUGUGAAGGAAAUAGUAGAACAAGGUAUGAGGAAGCUUGAAAUAGAAAGACAGGACAAUAAAAGAAGAAUGUUUUGGCUAAGAGCCUUCCUAAGAUUAGAGGAUUCCGUGCAAUGAAAAGUAGGAAAAUGGUUUGUCAUCAUUAAAACUUCUUUUUGAACAUAACAAUUUAAGCAAAAAAAAAGCUCUUGUUUGUAUUAGUAGUUAUUUGCUUUGGUCAUUAAAUGCACAAAAACAUUGCAAAUCCCCUCUACAUACAUAGGAGCCAAAAUGAUCAAUACAUUGAUCGUUGGCCCUUACUAUAUAGAAAAAGAUGAAAUGCAGCAUUACUAGAAAGCGAUGGAAACUUGUGUUUCAUAUACCUGUUAUAAUAAAGUAGCACUGAAUGUUUGAGAGAUCUGUAAGCAUAAAAAUAAAUAUUUAGUUUACAUCACCUACGUCUAGACUUGAACAAUGAUCAGAUGAAUGAAGUUCCUCUUAUUAAUUCAUAUCAGUGUCAACACUCCGAGUUAUGUGCUAGAAAUUGUAAAGCUUAUUUUGCUUUGCAUAUAAAGCUUUCAAUUCAUCAUCACAGUUUGCUUUUCAUAUAAAAAAAAAAUAUUGUACCUUUUUUAAAUUUAAUCAUGAAAUGGACUGCAUCAGCAUAAUCCAUAGUACGAUACAAUCAUCAAAAUGUAAAUAUUUUUUAAUGUUAUUCUUUUGUUACGUACUUUGGUAAUUUUUUAUUUAGCAUUUAACAUUAAAUUGUAUAGAUAUCAUAAGUUGAUUUCUGUCGCAUGUUUACUGCUCAUGUUUGAGAUUGAUGAAUUUAAUUUGGUUACAAUUAACCAGGUUUUACUUCUGCUAUCAAGUUAUUUGAUGUUUUCAAUUGAAAGGGUUGCUGUUAAUUGUACUAAUCAUUAUCAAGAAUUACAUUAGUUUCACAUUGCUCAAAAUAAACAAUAUUUCCAUGAAAAAAAACACCAUAUUGUACUUGUACCCUGCUUUUUUUAGAUUUUCUUACAUUGUAAAAAUUGAACUGUUUAAAAAUCAACAAUCUAGUGCACAUAACAAUAUGGAGAAUACAACUUAGGCAUUAUUGCAUUGAAGGAUGUGUCUGUUUGUUUUAAUGGGCCAAAAGGAAUCAUUUAAAAUGAUUUGAUCAAACCUAAUAUUAUAAUUGUGUUGUUAAAGACAUUAGCUUGAUGUUCAUUACAUUUCCAUGCUAUUCUUAGUUUAUACCACACAAACAGUGGAAAUAGUUUUUCUCUUUAGUUGUUGUAGCUUUAUGGAGAUAUCUGGGACCAUUCAUAUAUUAUUUGAACAUAUUAACACACAUUGACCAAUAUUAACAAUACACUCACCACAUACAACACAUUUACUACAAUUAUACUAGGCAUGAAUGCAACAAAUUUCAUUUCAUUGGUCAAACACAAGCAUGGGACAUUUGCUUGAAGUCUAAAUUAGCAUUUUUAUGACCUUGUUUUUCAAUACCAUAAGUUUGGUAUUCUGUAUAUAUUAAAUAAACCUUGACACUACGUGUAAGAGGAGACAGUUUGUGUCUUUCAAAGUACUUAAGCUUUAUCUUGGUUAAAACUUCGUUUAAUUUUCUAUUGGGACAGUUGUGUACCAAUUUUUCUUUCAGCAGUUGCAAACUAGGACUAAAAAAUAAUUGUGUGCGUAAGCCAGAUGAGAGUUUCAUUUCCACUGGUGUUGGAAUGUAAACAUUUGACCCCAAAAAAACCAAGAGUAUGUUGGGCAAGACAACAAAAAUUUCCAUGCAUUUAUGUUGUGUAAUUAAAUUUGAGCUUUGUUUUUAUUUUUGUCCCAUUUCUGUUGACUAAUAAAACAGAAUAAUC
This is a messenger RNA of Lymnaea stagnalis (great pond snail), 5690 nucleotides long. The record is from the annotation of a GenBank genome assembly. Lineage: Eukaryota; Metazoa; Mollusca; Gastropoda; Lymnaeidae.